AUUACUACAAAUCGCCAUUUAUUUUAUUGCGGCUUCAAUCUGGCGCUCUACACUGAAUACCAACCACGUCGUGGUCGUCCACGUAACUCUUUGCCUCAAAUGGGUGAAUUCGAUUUAAGUUUAAUUGAAGAAUUCCGUCAACGCACCAGCCUCUAUGAUCGCAAUUCGCUGCAGUUUAAGGAUAAGCUGUACAAUGCCCAGCAGUGGCAGGAGAUAUCCAAUAAAUUGGGCUAUGAUGUUUCCAUCCUAAAGGAUCGCAUGUUACAGCUACGUAAUCGUUACAAUUUGGAAAAGCGCCGCAUGGAACAGUUGCGUGAAGAGGUUCCAGGGAAAUAUCAUGAGUCCCCCUGGCCUCUGUACGAUAGCCUACAGUUCCUAUCGAAUCACAUUAAGGCCCGGCGCAGAUAUAAAAGCAUCUUGCCGGUGAAUAACAAUCACAAAGAGGAAGAUAGUCAAAUGAAUGAUUCGGGUAAUGAUUACAGUGCCAUGGGACCAGAUGAUAAUGCCGCCAUGGUGGAUGAUGAUGGCGAUAGGGAUGAGUCACAAAGUGGCCUACAGCCAUAUCCUAAUGGUUUGCUAACCGUUAAGGUGGAGGAUGAUGCAUCCGAGGAACAAGGAUCCGAAGAGGAGGCGGUUGAGUCCACAAAUGACUAUGGCCAGCAAAUGCUGCAGCGUCAACAACAACAGCAUUUGCAGCAUCAGCAGCAGCAACACUUACAGCUUCAGCAACAGCAGCAGCAGCUGUUGUUGCAAAGGCAAUUGGCCCAGCAUCAGCAGCAACAACAACUACAACAGCAGCAACAACAGAACUCUCGACACUCAGCCCGCAUUUCAAAACGUCACAACAACAGCCACUCCAACCACAAUCAAAAUGAAAAUCAACGUCCACUCAGAUUACCUCAGCUAACAUCUACCCCACUGGCAGGUGGUAAUGCUGGCGCCGCCACAAAACGGCCUCAUGACAAUGAUGAGCUUUACAAUGGUGUUACCGCUUCUAAGAUAGCACGUUCUUCAAAUCCACGAGAAAAUAAAUACAAUGCAUUUGGCAACUUCAUUGCCUCUUCAUUGCUGGAUUUACCCCAAAAAAUGGCCUUGGAAUUAGUGGAGAAAUUCACCUCAGACAUUGUUAGGGCCUUAACCACGAAAAUGGACAUAAUGGAGGCUAAUGCGGCGGCAGCAGCUGAAGCUUCAAACACAAAUGACGAUCAUCAGCAGCAGCAACAGCAGCAGCAGCAGCAUCAUCUGCAGCAUCGUAAUAAUCAUCUACAAAACAGUGAACAAUGAGAUUUACUACAAAAUCAUAAAAUGACUUAUAAUUUAUUAUGCAUACACCUACAUACAUACAACCACAUACAUACAUCCGUACAUUCUUUUACAAAUGUAAGAACGUGUUUUUUAUAUUAAAAAUAUAUAAUUAGUUUCCCCGAUAUUGUCUAAGAA
This is a messenger RNA of Musca domestica (house fly), 1440 nucleotides long. It is a transcript of the gene jigr1, whose product is annotated as homeobox protein 13. Gene Ontology annotation, biological process: regulation of transcription by RNA polymerase II. The transcript has 3 exons. The record is from RefSeq and is a predicted model, not a curated record. The annotation marks the transcript as partial. Lineage: Eukaryota; Metazoa; Arthropoda; Insecta; Diptera; Muscidae. Gene Ontology annotation, cellular component: transcription regulator complex; nucleus.